Messenger RNA from Peniophora sp. CBMAI 1063, 894 nucleotides. NCBI's taxonomy places the organism in Eukaryota, Fungi, Basidiomycota, Agaricomycetes, Russulales, Peniophoraceae. The record is from the annotation of a GenBank genome assembly.
AUGUCUAGCACUAGCACCCAUGUUCCCUUGCAAUUUCCCAUAAGCGCGCACGACCUUGCUCGCGUCUACAUCAAGAUGGAGCACAUCGGGGCGACAGUCCUCAAGUGCACUUUUGGCGACGACGUAGCUCUUGAUCGCGCGGAGCGUUUCGUGUUCGCCGCAGCAGACCGUGCGAUCCAAGCUGGCCAGACCGAGGACGUCUUCGUUUCCCGAUCUUACUACAGCUGGCGCGCCGCAGAGUAUGCCCCUUACGGACUGCCACCCGACGCGAUUGGGUUCGAUGCUUCCCAUGCAGGUCAGACAAGCGCGAGCGACGUCUUCGAGACCUUGCCAGACGCGCUCGGAUUGCCCUUUCCCCGCUGGUGUAUUCUGGACGUGCGGGUGCCGGACCCUACGCGCAUCAUCCCUGCGAGAAUGCUCAAUCUGUAUCUGAGUCAGCCAAUACGAAGUCAGAGUGAGUUGCAAAGAACAGACAUGCUUCCCGUAUGGUUUUGGAACAAUGACGGAUCACUCGGAAUACCGAUAACCGCUCCUACAUUCGACCGCAUUCCCGAUAUACCCACUCGUAUUCACGCGACAUCGCUGAAAGUGGGAUUCUGGUGGCAUAACUAUGGUCCUCUGGAGAAACAGAUCCAGCUGCGGACAAAGGAGUCGCGAAAGGACACGUCAGGCUACUGUGUAUCGCUGCGGCGCUUGGCGACUGCAACGUGCAAGGCCGUGAAGAACGCGAUGGCUGUGUACGAGAAUGGUGACAUCGUCACUGGGCGUACCCAGUGGGAAGAACUGCGGUGGAGGAUCGGUACCGGCCCGGGUUGUGUCAGCGUACGCGAUGUGGUGUUGCUUGGACUCGUUUACGUCUCUCCUGGUCGUGUCAUGCCUCUGCUUAGGCUUUAA